Molecule: messenger RNA, 950 nt
Organism: Desarmillaria tabescens
Lineage: Eukaryota; Fungi; Basidiomycota; Agaricomycetes; Agaricales; Physalacriaceae
Exons: 3
Coding region: 149-916 (255 amino acids)
Biological process (GO): regulation of transcription by RNA polymerase II
Molecular function (GO): DNA-binding transcription factor activity, RNA polymerase II-specific; RNA polymerase II cis-regulatory region sequence-specific DNA binding
Source: RefSeq, a predicted model, not a curated record
CCAAUGGAGAUGAUUGUCAUUGAUUUACUUCCGGCGGUUCCAUAUUAGGCGGCACGGAAAAUCGGACAGUUGCCGAAAAGGAACGACUAUAAAACUGCCGGUUGAUUUGCGUUCGUUUACUCCACCACCCUUUCCACCUACAGCCACCAUGGCCACCGUUUCCCUCCCCAGUAUUCAUGAAAUGUUUCCAGAGCACCUGCUGCGCGUUGCGCCCGAGGCGCGCGUCAAAGGCUCCGCGCCACCUAGCCUUAUCCCUCAUCGCCCUGAACGUCAAGGUCAACCGCAGGGCUAUUCUUUCGGUGUCCUGCGCUCAGACCCGGCUUCUUCUUCCCUCACACAUAUUGCAUCUUCUGCUACGUUGCCUUACCAGCCUGCUGCUACCGAGGCCGCAAGCCGCGCCACUGCCAGCAUGAUAAGCGACGGUGAAGACGACGGUAUUGGCCUUGGGAAGAAACACGUCUGCAAGACUUGCAACAAGCGCUUCAACCGACCAAGUAGCCUGAGGAUACACAUCAACACCCAUACUGGGGCUACUCCAUUCACAUGUCCAUUCCCCGGCUGUGGGCGCGAAUUCAAUGUAAAUUCUAACAUGCGCCGACAUUACCGAAAUCACACCAAUCCGGGCGCUGCUUCCCUAUUUCCAGGCAGCUCAGGUUCGAGUUCUGGUACCACGUCGAGAUCUUCCCGUCCUCCACAACCUUCAGACGAGGAAGAUGAUGAGGAUGAUGAUGUUGAGGAGGUCCCGAGUUUCAGGCUGCAGGCAGCUGUAUUUCCGCGAUAUGAAGGCGAGAGAGUACGGAGGAGGAUGUAUGAUUAUGACUUCAACGACGAGGAUGUUGGGAUGGCUAGGAGGGAGAGGAUGAGUGUCAGCAACGUCCGAGAGGAGAGGGACUACACUCGGGUCAGUUACCGUUGACGGUGAAUUGCAUUCUACAUUCCCACCCUUACGA